AAACCCCCAUUGUACUCUUAAAACCCCCAUUAUUUCUAUUUGUAGCAUUUAUCAAUACACAAUUAUCCAUCUAAGACCACUGUCUAAGACAAACAUUAACCUAAGAGAUAUAUAACUGGGUAUAUACAGUGAGCUCUAUAUAUAUAGAGAUGACUGGGAAAGUGGGUAUAUAUAGCUCACGCUGCCACCCAGAUCAGUGAUUCCACCAAAGAUUUGGUUCCACGGUAGGUCUACUGGCAAACGCUGAUUACAGCAAUGCAAAGUCAGAGAAAACGUUAUAAAGAUAUAGCGAAGGCAACAGAGCCAAGGUACAAGCGAAGGUAUGACCUUCGCAAUGCUAAAAGUCUCAAGAAAAAGGUACAAAGUAAAUAUUUUUAUUCUUACAGUGGGUGGACAAAAAAAGUGGUCCCCGACGAAAUGUGGCACACUUUAAUAUCAUUCAAAUAAACGUCUGUUUCAAAACAAAUUCUUCUGAGAAGUAACCUUUAUUUUAUUAAAGUAAUAUAGUUAAUUUACGGUAUUUGCUUCAGGCGCGGAAUCAGGAAUUGUGCCUUACGACCCCAAAUGACAUAAUACAAGCCCUCUGAAUCACCGAUGUUUGUAUGGUCAUGGAAAUGUACCAAAAAACCCAUAACGUAUAAAUAAUAGUUACUAAUAACAGUCCGGUUAAGCCUGCGCUAAGCUAAACAACGUGAGUGAUAAGCUAAAAUGAAACAGUUGUUUGCCAGUUACCUGAUGUCAGUAAGCGUGUCUUGUGCAAUAAUUAUGGGUACUUAUGUGCCGGAGGGCGGAGUACAUGCUUCCGUUAGUUCCCUAUUAGACGCGCUGUGGCCGCGUACAUAUAUGUAAAUUAUGUACAUCUCGGAAAACGAAAAAUUACGCCAGCAUACGUUCAAGUUAAGAACAACCUUAACAACCCGUAGCCUCUACCUAAUAUUCUUACAUUCUUGCAUUCUCUUACAUUCUUUUGUGAUACAUGCAUAAUAUCAAUAAUACGUCACGGCUAUGAUCACGGGCAAUGUAAACAUGAUGCAUAGCCACUUAGAAACUAUUUUACAUCCAUACCACCAUGUCAAAGCGGUCUUCCAAACGUGCAGCGUUUUCAAUGGAAAGCCUACGAGAAGAGGUUGAACACGAGAUAAAGCAAGACGGAGUUGAUAAAAAUAUAUUAUGUGAUAUUACAGAUCUUAAUUUUGUAGACUUUAUGUCGGUACAAGUUAUUUUAUGUGCUAUACUAGUAAAAUUCGUUCUUAACACCGUUCGUGCUUUUGCAAAUAUUGUGCCAUCGUUAUGUGUACUUCCCAUGAAAGUGCGUCAGGAAGUUUUACAGUUGUCGCAUCUACAUCUAGUUGUCAGCAGGUGAAGCCGAAACAUGGUGAUUGUGAUGGAGACAAUGAUGGUAAUGGUGAUGGAGACAACGAUGGUAAUGGUGAUUGUGAUGGAGACAAUGAUGGUAAUGGUGAUUGUGAUGGAGACAAUGAUGGUAAUGGUGAUUGUGAUGGAGACAAUGAUGGUAAUGGUGAUGGUGAUGGAGACAAUGAUGGUAAUGGUGAUGGUGAUGGAGACAAUGAUGGUAAUGGUGAUUGUGAUGGAGACAAUGAUGGUAAUGGUGAUGGAGACAACGAUGGUAAUGGUGAUUGUGAUGGAGACAAUGAUGGUAAUGGUGAUUGUGAUGGAGACAAUGAUGGUAAUGGUGAUUGUGAUGGAGACAAUGAUGGUAAUGGUGAUGGAGACAAUGAUGGUGGUGGUGAUGGUGAUAGAAAUGUUCCAAAUUACAAGGGUGAUGACGAUGACUUAGAAAUAGCUGCUGUAGUGCCACCAUCAGUUACAUGUGAAAACAGCACUGUGAUAGCACUGCUCACAGAAUACUUGUGAGCCUAAUCGAAAAUUUAACACCAGAAUCAACGAACUUUGCCAGAGUGGCAGAGUUUUAAGAGAUGUAUGCCAGCAGAAAGAUUGGGUUUUACUAAAGAUCCUCAGCACCCCUUUCCAUCAGUUCAACUCGAAUCCAUCACGGGUUAGUAAAGUUAAAGUUGAAGAUUUGGAGAUUGGAUGUCAAGCCCCAAAUGAUAUGCUUCGCUCUGGUUGGGAACCAUACAAAGUUCAUGGUGAUGGAAAUUGCCUGUUACGGUCCCUUUCGGUAGCCAUAACUGGUGAACGAACAGAGCGUCUGCAUCAGUGGCUAAGACUUUGGUGCGUUGUCCAUGGCUGUCUUAAGGAACAUUUUUACAUCAAACAGGUUUUAAUUAGUACUACUGCACAUACAUUCCCUACAAAAGAAUGUAUUGUAUCAUUCAUUUUUUUAUUAUGUCUUAGUUUCUUGCUGAUGCAGAUUAAAUUGAUGGUUUCCUUUCAUUAAUAACUGACGAUGACAUCUACAGCAAGAUGAAUGAUAGCAUGACCAUUAAAGAAAAAGUUAGUUCUGUUUAUCUGCGUGAAAUCAUGAAGACUUCAGUGGAUGGUCGUUAUUGUGGUAUUUUUAGCAAAUUUUUAAUUUUUAUUAAAUUAUUUUUAGUAAAAUUCACACUGUUUCGUGUUUGGAAUAAUUAUGAACGUGAAUUUUGGCUAUUAGAUAUUUUGUGCGGACUUAUAAAAACGAGAUAAUCGCACUGUACUUUGUACUGUUUAAAUUAUGCUCUUCUAGAAUUUUUUGCUAUAUUCAUAGCUAUAAAAAAGAUUAUCUUCUUAUGUACGGCAAUACUAGGAAGUGCAUUGCACGUUCGUUUUGUGUUUAUAAAUUGAUUAAACAGGCAGGAUACCUUCAAAUUGUACUGAUGGCUAGCCUGCUGAAAAAGACCAUUUACCAACAUUGCUCUUCACCUGGGUAUGAACUGUAUAACACGGAAAUAUGCCCUCCAAAUGGCGUAAAAUGGGUCAAUUCAUCUCCUCUGGUGCCAUUUAUCUGGAGGGAUUAUUAGUCACCUUGUUCCGACGUUGAAAUAUGAAACUGAUGUGGGUAAGAAAUAAAUAUAAAACAAUAUAUAAUAACUGACGAUGACAUCUACAGCAAGAUGAAUGAUAGCAUGACCAUUGGAGAAAAAGUUAAUUCUGCUUAUCUGCGUGAAAUAAUGAAGAUUCAGUGGAUGGUCGUUAUUGUGGUCCUGAAGAGUUGAAAGCUUUUGCAAAUAACCCUCUGGUGAGAAGAGCUUUUGUUGAAGCCAUAUCACAAGGACCAUCAAACUGUUUAAGAGGUAUAUCCACAGACAAAAUUUAUUAGAUGCACCUUACCAUGCUUGCAAAUUGCAUUUUAAUUUAUAUUUUUAAUUGUUAUAUAAACAAUUGAUGAUCUUAAACCCAGAAUUAACUGUCUGUUGAACUGAAUACUAUUUUUAUUCAUGCAAUUAAUAAUGGUAAUAGAACGAAUAGGACUGCUAUUAAUGGCAAUGACAGUUGACUCUACCACAGAUUAACAAAGUGCCCAUAAAUUGUAAGGACAAGGGAGAUCCGCAGGAGUGCAAGAUUGAUGAAGAAAGUAAAGGAGUAGCCGUGGGGAGGGGGGGGGGAAUUCGGGGAAUUUUUUGGGGAAAUAAU
This is a messenger RNA of Dendronephthya gigantea, 3531 nucleotides long. Its product is annotated as protein qua-1-like. Bases 1291 to 1875 code for a protein of 194 amino acids. Lineage: Eukaryota; Metazoa; Cnidaria; Anthozoa; Malacalcyonacea; Nephtheidae. The transcript is spliced from 5 exons. The record is from RefSeq and is a predicted model, not a curated record.